AUGUCUCAAGAAUUUCGAGACGAGGUAGAAGAGCGUGCAGUCAAACGCAAGCGCGAUGCGAACAAACGACGCGCCUCGCUAGCAUGCGAGACAUGUCGCAAACAAAAGGAAAAAUGCGAAGGCGGGCCACCUUGUUGGCGAUGCGAGCGACUAGGUCGACCUUGUCACUUUCAACCCCAGCCACCCUCGAAGAAAGCGAUGUCCACGUUACAAACAAAAGCCUGCAUGCCUCAAGAGCUGAAUGACAACGGAGAAAGUUUGGCGCAAAUUGCGGCCAAAUGUACAACCAAGAAUGGUGUGGAGGGCUCCUGGGAUGUGAACGAAUCUUUCGAUGUCCAGUUUGUGUCAAGUGACGUCGCAUUCUAUUCGGGAGAGUUUUCGCACUGGAAUUUUGCAGAGAGGUUGCGACGGUCUAUGAGCGAUCAACGUAAAUCAACCGAGCCUACAAUCAAAGAAUACUGGCGCCCUACCCAUCUUCAAUCAUCCAUCCGAGUCAUCGCCGAGGCAUUGAGUGAAUUGCCCCCAAGACCAAUCGCGGAAUUUCUUGUCAAUGUGUUCUUCAAGUAUGGAGAGGUCAAUAAUUUUUGGAUGCAGCGAGACUGGAUUGAGGAAAAAAUAAGUAUUUGCUACGACCCUGAUAGCGAAUACAUGACGAAUGAUAUUUCUUGGGUUUGUAGUUUAUUUGCUGUCCUAGCUAUAGGAACUCAGAUGGCGCACAUGGAAGAGGACAAGUCAGCACCUAGCCUGAAUGCCGUGGAUGAGACUCCCACUUGCUCUGAAGAUUCUGUCGGUCUUGUUCUCUAUCGCGUUGCCUGCAAGCUGAUCCCAGAUGUCAUUUUGGCCGCUUCACAGGAAAGUGCACAAGCUUUUUUACUUCUUGCCGCCUACGGAUUGCCUGUCUCAACCGGUGGUCUAUCGUAUACUUAUUUCGGCCUGGCUUUGAAAAUGGCAAUUCAAAAUGGGAUGCACCGGAAGUGCUCUGAUGUGGAAUGUGACAGUCGGACUAAUGAGUUCCGAAAUCGCUUAUUUUGGUCAAUCUAUACCCUGGAACGUCGAACUAGCAUCAUGCAUGGGCGGCCUGUUUCAAUCGCUCGGUCGGACAUUAGUGCAGACUUACCCAAAGCGCAUCCUGCGUUCAAAUCGCCUAACUUUUCCAACAUGAUGGCUUUCAUCAGUGUGGCUUUUUGGACCAGUGAAGUAGCGGAGACAUUAACUCUUUUGAAGAAAUGUCCAAAAAGAUUGAUGUCAGACUAUUCCGACCGUCUGAUGCGGUUGCGAAGUUCGAUCAAACAGUCGUGGGAUUCUCUUUCUACGAAUACUGAAUGCAAGGACUUGAAUCCGCGGGGGCAAUUAUUUCGACAAAAUUGCCAUCUGAAGAUGUGCUAUAUGCUCAUUUUCAUCUACAUGGGCCGUCCUUUUAUCUUCGAAUCAAAAGAAAGGGAACGGCACCCAGAAAUCGGAUCAUCCACCACUAAGUCUCGUUGGUCAGGCUUAGUAGAAGACUGUGUGGAAAGUGCACUGGAAAUUCUCGACGCUCUCCAAUUACUCUCUGAAAAUAUUGGCCUCUGUCGUGCUUCAUAUACUGAAUUUAGUUCCUGUCGUGCAGCUCUUCUCGUUAUUCUUGCUGAAAGCUUGAAUGUCGGAAAUUCACCAAAGCUGCAAGAAGGAUUAGAUCGUGGCAUGGUUCUCAUACGAAAAAUGAUAGGUGGGACGGCUUCAGAGUCAGAGAUCUCAUAUAUCGAGGCCAUUGAAGUAGCCAUUCGAAAUUUAUCAUCGAAGGAACACGAGAUUAAUACCAUGGGUGUUAACACGGAGCAGACUGCAUCAUCGGCUUAUGCCAGAUUCAAGGACUGGACCCAAUCCAUGAAGAAGGAUAGGGGUCCCGGUAGCCAUGUGGAGCUUUCCUCUUUCAGUCCUAAAUUCAAUAUUUCGCCAGGGAGUGACGAAAGCGUGUUCUACAAUGAGAUGCAUGACAUCACAGAUUUCUUUAAUCCCGACUGGUCAGUCGGCGAUGUGGUGCUCGAUCCGGAUGUCUUUGGUGGAACAUCUUAA
Messenger RNA from Penicillium manginii, 2052 nucleotides. RefSeq lists its product as uncharacterized. Bases 1 to 2052 code for a protein of 683 amino acids. Gene Ontology annotation, biological process: regulation of DNA-templated transcription; DNA-templated transcription. The transcript is spliced from 7 exons. The record is from RefSeq and is a predicted model, not a curated record. Gene Ontology annotation, molecular function: DNA binding; zinc ion binding; DNA-binding transcription factor activity, RNA polymerase II-specific. Lineage: Eukaryota; Fungi; Ascomycota; Eurotiomycetes; Eurotiales; Aspergillaceae.